Molecule: messenger RNA, 1638 nt
Organism: Camellia sinensis
Lineage: Eukaryota; Viridiplantae; Streptophyta; Magnoliopsida; Ericales; Theaceae
Product: bZIP transcription factor 44
Biological process (GO): positive regulation of DNA-templated transcription
Cellular component (GO): nucleus
Molecular function (GO): transcription cis-regulatory region binding; DNA-binding transcription factor activity
Source: RefSeq, a predicted model, not a curated record
ACCUCUCAACAACUCUCUAGGAGAUUCCAAAGCCCACCUUACUCUCUUCCAAUUGAAAAUUUUCCUUCCCAUUUUUUUAUAUUUUCUUUCACUUUCUUGCCCUCUCUCGUUCUAUAAAUCGCCCCCUCAACAAUCUAAUAAACCUCUUCCUCUUUCCUUUCUCUUUCCCCCCAUAGAUCUUUGGUUUUGAAGCUCUGUAGCCUCUCUCUCUCUCUCUCUCUCUCUCUCUCUCUCUCUCUCUAAGGCCUUGUUAUAGAUCUGAGGUUUUGUUUUCCCCUGUUUCUCUCUGCUUUUCUUUGAUUUCUAGGCUCUGGUUUUGGUUGGGUUUUGGAUUGAAUACCAAAGACCCAUCUAAUUACUCUGUCGAAUUUUUUCUAGUUGAGAUCUGUUGAUGCUGUUUUGGAUUAAAUAUCAAAUACCCAUCCAGUUUGUUACUCUGUUGAAUUUUUCUCUGUUCAGAUCUGUAGCUGUGAAACUCUCUGUGUCUGUGUCUGUGCCUGUGUCUGUGUCUGUCUCUAUCUAAAUCUUGAUGUUGAGUAUAUUGAUCUUAAUGUUUGAGAUUCAUGUCUCCAGUUCUUAGCGAAAUCCUCCGUUCGGGGUUUAUGAUAAAUUCCUCACUCCGGCGCAGGACCCAUCUUGUUCAAUCUUUCUCUGUUGUCUUCCUCUACUGGUUCUACGUUUUUUCAUGAACAACAAUCUCCACUGUUCUUGAUUUAUAUCACUAUAAAUAUAUAUAUAUUUAUAUAUGUACCUAAAUCUAUCUAGAUAUAACUAGUAUCUGGGUCCUGCGCACUAUAUUUUAUUUUUAAUUUUGCUGUAAAAUUAGUAGUAAGAUCUUUGGUUUGGUGUAAAAUAUACCAAAUGGCUUCUUCAAGUGGAAAUUCUUCAGGGUCUACACAGAUUCAGAGCCACUCUGGCUCUGAAGAGCACUUGCAAGGUAAGAUGGAUCAGAGGAAGAGGAAGAGGAUGGAAUCGAAUCGGGAAUCGGCGAGGCGUUCUCGCAUGCGAAAACAGAAGCAUUUGAAUGAUCUGGUUAACCAGGUUGCUCAGCUGAGGAAAGAAAACAAUCAGAUCAACACAAGUGUGAGCAUCACCACUCAGCACUACCUCAAUGUUGAGGCAGAGAACUCUGUUUUGAGAGCUCAGAUGGAUGAACUUAGCCAGAGAUUGCAGUCUCUCAAUGAUAUCUUGAAUUACAUGAACACCAACAAUGGUGUGUUUGAGACUCGGGGUUUUGAGCCCAGUCCCGAUAGUUUCAUGAACAAUUCUUGGAACUUGAUGUAUCUUAAUCAACAACCCAUCAUGGCUGCUGCUGAUAUCUUUCAGUACUGAUCAGCAUCAUCAUCAUCAUCAAGAAGAUUGUUAAAAUUGGUUAAUUAGGGUGAAUCAGUAUGAUUAUUAGGAGAAUAAUAAGUAUCUGAACACAUAAAUCAGUCACGGAAUAUGUAUGAAUCGAUAAAAUUUUUUAGAAUUGAAUCUGGUACCAACAACAUUUUCUGUAAAAUCCUUAUGGAUUUAUUUGAUUUUUGUGUUCGUAGUUAAACUCUGUAUGAGAAAUUGGUAAGGGAAUAUUAAUUUGUAAUCAAAUUGGUUGUCUAUUGAGAUAUUGAAUGAAUUGCGUCUUUGCUUGUAAUUUCA